Molecule: messenger RNA, 2986 nt
Organism: Gambusia affinis (western mosquitofish)
Lineage: Eukaryota; Metazoa; Chordata; Actinopteri; Cyprinodontiformes; Poeciliidae
Product: double-strand-break repair protein rad21 homolog A-like
Exons: 14
Coding region: 173-2113 (646 amino acids)
Biological process (GO): replication-born double-strand break repair via sister chromatid exchange; mitotic sister chromatid cohesion; synaptonemal complex assembly
Cellular component (GO): synaptonemal complex; cohesin complex
Molecular function (GO): chromatin binding; protein binding
Source: RefSeq, a predicted model, not a curated record
CUCACGCUGCACGACACGAAGCGCCGCCAUCUUGGCUGUUCUACCUCCAGGAGGAGAGGAGGGCUGAGACCCGCAGCAGCGCCCGCACGGCGCCGCAGAAACGCAGAAGGACACACGAUCCCGCACGGCCCAGCGCCUCCCUCUCCCCUUCUGAGACGGCGGCGCUGAGACGAUGUUUUAUGCCCAUUUCGUUCUCAGCAAACGUGGGCCGCUGGCCAAGAUCUGGCUGGCGGCCCACUGGGACAAGAAGCUGACCAAGGCUCAUGUGUUUGAGUGCAACCUGGAGAGCAGCGUGGAGAGCAUCAUCUCGCCAAAAGUGAAAAUGGCUUUACGGACGUCAGGACACCUGCUGCUGGGUGUGGUGAGGAUCUACCACAGAAAGGCAAAGUACCUGCUGGCUGACUGUAACGAGGCCUUCAUCAAGAUCAAGAUGGCGUUCAGACCAGGAGUCGUGGAUCUUCCAGAGGAGAACAGGGAAGCAGCUUACAACGCGAUCACGCUACCGGAGGAGUUUCACGACUUCGACCAGCCGCUACCGGACCUAGAUGACAUCGAUGUGGCUCAGCAGUUCAACCUGAACCAGAGCAGAGUGGAAGAAAUCACCAUGAGAGAGGAGGUGGGCAACAUCACGCUGCUGCAAGACAACGAUUUUGCUGACUUUGGCAUGGAUGAUCGUGAGAUGAUGCGAGAGGAGAGCGCGUUUGAGGUGGACAUCAUGGGUUCGUCGGCCUCCAACCUGCUGCUGGAGGCAGAGGGCGGAGCUAAUCAGAUGGCGGACAAGUCCAAUCACCUGGAGUACGACGAGCAGUACAAGGACGACUUCGGAGACAAUCCCAUGGAGAGCAACGAAGGCGGGAUGCUCGUUGACAAGUUGCUUAGCAACGAGGAUGGAGGUGGCAUAUUUGACGACCCUCCUGCCAUCAGUGAGGGCGUGAUGAUGCCUCAGGACCACGGGGAGGAUGAGGAUGACUUUGAUGCCCUCUCAGCGGGAGCCCCGGACAGUCCGGACUCCGGCCCAACAGAACCGGCCCCCGCCAUGAUGGACCAGCAGGAACAAACGGCUCUGACUCACAACGAGGAGGAAACCUUCGCCCUGGAGCCCAUCGACAUCACAGUGAAGGAGACCAAAGCGAAGCGAAAAAGGAAGCUGAUCGUGGACAGCGUGAAGGAGCUGGACAGUAAAACUAUCCGAGCGCAGCUUUCCGACUACUCCGACAUCGUCACAACCCUGGAUUUGGCUCCUCCCACCAAAAAGCUGAUGAUGUGGAAGGAGACCGGAGGAGUGGAGAAGCUCUUCUCCCUCCCGGCUCAGCCGCUCUGGAACGCCCGGCUGCUGAAGAUGUUUACAAGAUGUCUGACGCCGCUGGUCCCGGAUGAGCUGAGGAAGAGGAGGAAAGGCGGGGAGGCGGACAGUCUGGAUGAGUUUCUGAAGGACCUGGAGAACCCGGAGGUACCGAGGGAGGAAGCAGCGGCUCAUCAGCAGAGAGACAUCAUGGACCAGACCAUCAUGGAGGAGGCCAACGCGUUGCAGACCUCGGCGGUGGAGGGCAGCAGGACGACGCUGGACGAAGCCGCCAUGCCUCCGCCGUCCUCUCAAAGAGGCCUGAAGCGCAAAUCCCAGGACUCAGAUCCAUCCCUCCCUACAGGAAACCUGGACGAGCAGCAGCAGCAGCACCAGCAGCAGCAGGGACCCGACGCUGCUGCCUCUCAGCAACUGGAAGCCGCCCCGGUGAAUUUACCCCCUGAGGACGACGCCGCUAACAUCAGCCAGCUAAUAGAGCUGGACUUACUCGCCGACAAAGAGAAGAAGAAGAACGACGACGACUCUGAUGAAGAGGAGGAGGAGGCGCAGGGAGGAGAGCAGGACCAGGAGGAGAGGAGGUGGAACAAGAGAACUCAGCAGAUGCUUCACGGCCUGCAGAGGGUGAUGGCCAAAACUGGAGCCCAGUCGGUCAGCCUGUUGGACCUGUGUAGGAACAACAACAGGAAGCAGGCGGCGGCCAAGUUCUACAGCUUCCUGGUUCUGAAGAAGCAGCAGGCGGUGGAGCUGGUCCAGGAGGAGCCGUACAGCGACAUUGUUGCAACGCCGGGACCUCGUUUCCACGUCAUCUAGAACGAGGCUUCCAGAGCAGCAACUUAAAAAGAAGAACUCUGCUUCGACGGCCAUGUUUGUUUCCGUUUCACUAAAGUCUUACUGACUUGUUGUUUUAUUUAUGUUUAAUUUCUGCAAGCAGAAGUGGAGAAAACAUAUCCAAAGAGUAUUUGCUUUGAAAAAAUAUAUAAACCAGUAAAGUAUAUUAAAAUGAACUUAUUUUGAACUUAUCAAACUCCACCGUCAGUCUGUGAUCGUCUAGCUGUCAGAAUCUGGUAUUUGUUGUAAUCCUGUGUGCACAGAAUGCAAUGUACACAUAUGUUUUGUAUUUGUCUUCAGAAUACCACAGAAUAGUAACAACACUUUGUUACGGGUAAUGAAAACAUGACUUGACUGUAACGCCUGCAUGCCGUCUCCAGAAAUGAAUUUUGUGCUGCUGCAGGGUUUCAUCCCGUUACCGUCUACAGACGAUAAUUUAGCAGCCUUGCUAAUUCGGUGUUCUGCUGUAUUAUCAGGCAGUGUUGUUUGUACGCAAGAUAGAACUUCUUUUAUACGUGAAAGUAGAUUUAAUACUUACUCUGGAGCAGAUGUCUAGUGGCUUGACCAUGAAGCAGCAGAUCACCAAAUGUCUGCUUCCCAUUCAGUUAAAUCAGCAUAAUCUACUGUUUAUUUUUUUUAGAUGCACUUCCUCCACUCCAGCUGACUACAUCAAUGUCUGAGCACGUUGUGUAUUUUAAAAUGUAAAUCUGUAGUUUCAUUUUGUAAAAAUGCAAAGACAAAUCAAAGUGCUGCAGGUGUCUAGAAGGAGUUUAAGUCAAACUGGUUUAUGAGCUACUGUGAAAAAAAAAAAAGAAAAAGAUUUUUCAAAAUAAAAGCAACAAGAAAGGUGAGAAA